UGCUUGUCUGCAAAGACGAAUAAGCUAAUCAUUUGAUUUGCACAGCUGCACAGCUGGCUCCAUGAAUCUUUUUAGAUGCAGUACAGUCAGUGCCCUCCGGUUCACACAGACAGCUUAUCCGGCACAUCGCUGUCACACAGUGUUCGAGCAGAGAGGCACGCGCGUGCUGUGUAUUGUUCGGGAGAGAGACCAUGCGAAUGGUAUAGGAAUAUGAACUGAUCAGUAAAAUGCAUUUUGGAAUAGUCAUGUAGAAUGGCAGGGACGAUGCAGUUUAGCGUCCUUUCCUAAAACUAGGUGACUGCAUCAAGGUUGAGCUUUGUGUGCUGUUUCUAUCCCAGCAAACUGGCUGAACUCUCAGUGCCUCUGCAGAUUGUGUUACUUGCUGCACAGUUUGAGAUGAAGCGCAGAAGGACCAAGGCCACUCAGCUGAGCUGCGUUUUUGGCUUGUGCAGUCAGCCGCCUAUUUGCCGAAUGAGAAUGCUGCUGCUCAGCUUGUGCGUGCUGCUGGCAGUGACUCUGAGUCUGGGAUUAAUGCUCUCUGACCAUGAUGCAAGAAGAUCCGAAGAUUUAUCAGUCAGAGUUCCAGACCUUAAAAAUGAUAAACUGACCCGCAGGCCGAGUAAACCCACCGCGGCCCAGGUGAAGCGGCUGGUCUCUGAGGUGAACUGGGCUCGGUUGUGGUAUGCCCAUCUCCAGCCUAUCCUCAUAGAGAGACACCCAGGCUCUCGUGGUAGCCGUACUGUUCGAAGGCAUGUUUCCUCUGUGCUGGACUCUCUCUCUGCGGGGUGGUCAGUGCAGAUCGAUUCCUUCAACUCCGAAACCCCUCGUGGUCCAAUCAACUUCUCCAACAUCCUUGCAGUGUUGGACCCCAUGGCUCCACGUCGACUGCUUUUAGCUUGCCAUUAUGACACAAAAAACAUACCUUUGGAGAAUAAUGAGCCAAAGCAAGUGUUCGUGGGGGCAAGUGACUCAGCUGUUCCUUGUGCUAUGAUGCUGGAGCUGGUCACAGCACUGGACAGCCACCUAAAAAUGCUCAAACAGCAGAUGGCUCAGGUGACACUGCAGUUGGUCUUCUUUGACGGGGCAGAGGCUUUUGAGGAGUGGACGGCCUCUGACUCUCUGUACGGUUCCCGACAUCUCGCUGAACACAUGUCCCGUGUUCCACAUCCUCCAGGCUCUGAACACACAACCCUGCUGCAUGCUGUGGAUCUCUUCAUUCUCUUGGCUCUGAUCGGUGCCCCAAGUCCGACAUUUGUGAAUCAUUUUGACAACAGCGCUCGCUGGUUUGAUCGACUUGUAUUGGCAGAGAAGAGACUCCAUAAGCUGGGCUUGCUGUCUUCCCACCCCAGUGAGCAGGCAUACUUCAGAAAGGAUAUAACUGUGGGGCCGGUAGAUGAUGACCAUUUGCCUUUCCUUCAGCAAGGGGUUCCAGUGCUACACAUAAUUGCUACACCUUUCCCGUCAUAUCGGCAUACAGUGGAGGACAGUGCAGACAAGGUUCACAGUGAUACGGUGGAGAAUCUCACCAAAGUGCUGGUGGUCUUCUUAGCGGAAUAUCUGGGAUUGUAGAUGAUAAUUACUCUACUGUGAACCUUCCACAUACCUCUCAGAAUCUAAGCUAAAUAUGUAAAGCUGCCUUAUUGCUCAGUUUAAACCGAAAUACAGUAUAACUGAUAGUUUUUGGGACUUGUGUUAUACUGAAUAAUAUACACAAUAAGCUCAAGCUACCUUUCAGUAAUGUUAGAUUGUGUGUACGAAACAGAGAAUGAAUGUACGUUAGCAUCAUGUUUCUGGGGAGUUUACACUGCUUCUAUCAAGAGUGCAAUAAUAAUCAAUAUGGAAGCUGUGCUACGAUAUAUACACACCCAGUAAUGGCUGUUAACUCGUAUUUACAUGCACUUAUAUAAUGCAGUGAAAUACUGCCUUUUUAUAAGAAGAAAUAAGAAUAAUAGUAAUACUUCUAUAUGAAAUAGGGCUGCAUUUGAGGAAUCUCUUUCCUCAUUAGCAUAGCGUUGCCGUUACAGGCCUAUUAAAGGCCCAGCAUUUGCACUGUUGCACUUCUCAAAACUGUAGAUGUAAACACACUGGAAUGCACAGGAUACUCUAGUAAGUAUUUUCUAAAUAAAAGAAAACAUUUUAGCAUUUUGCUUUUUCUUUAUUUAUUCUUUAUUUAACUUUAUUAUGUUGGACAAAUCAUGCUGGAUAUUUUUGUUGGGACACUUUCAUGGCCAGUGUGACCAAUUACAUCACUCAUGUAAAAAUGUUCAUAUAAAAUAAAGGCAACUUAUAAUUUAACGUAUAGAUUACCUUUUAGUAGAAUAAUAAUAUUAUUCAUGAAAAUAAUUUACAGCUUUAGAGCUUUACAAAAUGUGUCACAAUUGUGAUUGGAUUAAAUGUUUACAAGGUUUCUUUGUUGAAAACGGUUGCAUUUUGCACUUAAAUGAGUAACAGGGUUGAGGGUGUUUUUGCAUGAAAUAAGCAAAUACACAAAAUGAGUUUAACUUGCAUCCAUGUUAAUGCCAUGAAGACAUUAAAGGACUUUCUAACAAGUUAUUUAAAAUGUUUUUUUUUUUACAUAAUUUCUUUGUAUCUACAGUUUGGGUAACAGAGUUGUACUUUCAAAUGACCAUCACAAUAUUAUUGAAAUUAAAGAUAAAAGAAUGAGAGAACUUAUUUUUCUUCUUCCUGUGAUGUUCCAGAAAAAAAAAAUUCAGAUGAUGUAACUUCCUGUUGAACAUUUGACUUGUGGUAUGUUCCUAAUAUUGUAUUGGGUUGAAUGUGUUCAGGUGACAGGGUUGAGUGAAUGUUGUGGGAUACAACAGUAAAAAGAUUUUAGAUUUCCAAAUAUUACUUUUUUG
This is a messenger RNA of Pangasianodon hypophthalmus (striped catfish), 2858 nucleotides long. RefSeq names its product glutaminyl-peptide cyclotransferase-like b (gene qpctlb). Lineage: Eukaryota; Metazoa; Chordata; Actinopteri; Siluriformes; Pangasiidae. The record is from RefSeq and is a predicted model, not a curated record. Gene Ontology annotation, molecular function: glutaminyl-peptide cyclotransferase activity; zinc ion binding. The coding region runs from base 397 to 1569 and encodes 390 amino acids. The transcript has 8 exons.